AUGUGCGGACCAGACAACUCAGGCCGUCCCCGUGGAGGCGCCCUCGCCGUGUUGCUCCCGACGCAGACAGCACUGGACCAGUGUACCGGGCUCAAUGCCGACCUUUCGUUCUUCUCACCGAGCAGCCAGCGCAGCAGCGAAGCAACCCAUAUCCAAUUGACAAUCGCCAACGACGCGUCACAAUCGGAAACAGACGAACUUUUUGUCAUGGUGCAGUACAGUGCCUCUGAAUGUGGGCUCAUGUGUACGAUACCACUGCAAAAAUCGGGGAAUUCGUCGACGCGGACACAUGCAGAGAUUGAGCUCCCUGAACCGCUCUCACUUACGGUGGGUGGUGACGGGAUCAUCGGCCGGCGGGUGUCCUUGUGCUGUCGCGACGACCUCGACGAGAAGACCAUUGUCGCCGAAGGGAUCGUGGGGUACAACUUCUCAGAUCAGGUGCAGGCAUCACUCUGA
This is a messenger RNA of Emericellopsis atlantica, 456 nucleotides long. RefSeq lists its product as uncharacterized. The record is from RefSeq and is a predicted model, not a curated record. NCBI's taxonomy places the organism in Eukaryota, Fungi, Ascomycota, Sordariomycetes, Hypocreales, Bionectriaceae. Bases 1 to 456 code for a protein of 151 amino acids. The transcript has 2 exons.